UAACCUAAAAAUGUGACAGUUCUAUGAAAAGAAAUCAGUUGUGGUUAUAUGCUCGGAGAGAAGCACAUGAGACUUAUUGUAUAAUUAAAAUAUAUUAAUUGUUAUCAAUUAAUUGAAAGGUGAAUAUGUCUGUAAAACUAAUUGGUAGAACUACAAAUUUUGAAGGAAAGACAUUAUGGGAGAUAUUAGGAAAUUUGAAAAAUUUUGGUGUAGGUAGAGUUGUCAUUCGCAGUGGACAUCAACGUUAUCCAGAAAAAUGUUUUUAUAGGAUAAUGAAAGUACAAGCUGCAUCGAAUGAGGAUCCUCGAAAGGUUAAAGCUACAGUUGAAAAAGUAUUUCGUGGCAAAAAAUAUCAAGAACUUGUUGAAAUAUAUAGUACUUCCUACAAAGCAGAUUAUAAAUUGAUUCCAAAAUCUGAAGAGGAAGAAUUUUGUAAAAUUGAUAAAGUAGCAGAAGAAAAGAUACUGCCGCGUUUCAUUGAGUGCCCUCCAUUGCUGCGAGAAUUUAUUUUGCGAGAGAAGUUAGAGAAAGGUGAAAAACCUGAAGAACCGAUGUUGCCUGUUAAAAUAUUAUCAAGUCCAUGUAAAUUGGCACGUAUUGCAAAAGAAAAUGAACAACCAAAUAUCAAAUUAACAAUGGGCUUAGGAACGCCAGUGAGUCCAAGUUUAUAUGAAAAUAUUAAAGUUGAUUCAAAAAGACUUUAAUUAUCAAGAAGUUCCGUAAUUCAAGAAUGUCAUCCCUGCCCUUGAGAUCUUUAUAUGCACGAUAACAUUUUUGAAUCACUAGGACUGCAUAGUCUUCAGACCACAGCCAUGAUAAAGGAAAUAUGGGUCGGGG
This is a messenger RNA of Ctenocephalides felis (cat flea), 837 nucleotides long. RefSeq lists its product as uncharacterized. Gene Ontology annotation, cellular component: mitochondrial small ribosomal subunit; mitochondrion. The record is from RefSeq and is a predicted model, not a curated record. The transcript is spliced from 4 exons. Gene Ontology annotation, molecular function: structural constituent of ribosome. Bases 126 to 704 code for a protein of 192 amino acids. NCBI's taxonomy places the organism in Eukaryota, Metazoa, Arthropoda, Insecta, Siphonaptera, Pulicidae. Gene Ontology annotation, biological process: mitochondrial translation.